This is a messenger RNA of Daldinia vernicosa, 3926 nucleotides long. RefSeq names its product putative copper-transporting P-type ATPase. The record is from RefSeq and is a predicted model, not a curated record. Bases 185 to 3703 code for a protein of 1172 amino acids. Gene Ontology annotation, biological process: monoatomic cation transport; copper ion homeostasis. Gene Ontology annotation, cellular component: membrane. Gene Ontology annotation, molecular function: P-type divalent copper transporter activity; ATP hydrolysis activity; copper ion binding. Lineage: Eukaryota; Fungi; Ascomycota; Sordariomycetes; Xylariales; Hypoxylaceae. The transcript is spliced from 2 exons.
GAGGCCUUGCCAAUUAACCCUGUUUUCUCGCAAGUUCUUUAUCCAACGAGGAUCGUCGAACAGCAAUAUUAUCAUGCCGGCCAUUGUAUAGAAAACUUGCGAAGCGUAUAAUAGACGGACCAGCGACACAGUUUGCGCCUUUGUCAGCCCCUUUCGAAACACCGUCCAAUCGCGCUCAUCAAAUAUGGCUCCAGAAAAUAUCAGAGUUCCAGCGAGGGGAUCAACUGGAUCUUCCUUGCUGAGUCCAGUACCUCGAUGGGCAACCACCACUUUGAGAGUUGGUGGCAUGACCUGUGGCGCUUGUACUUCGGCCGUUGAAGCGGGCUUCAAAGGUGUCGACGGGGUUGGCAGCGUGUCGGUGAGUCUGGUGAUGGAGCGCGCGGUAGUAAUGCACGAUCCACAACGAGUCCCUGCCGAGACCGUACAAGAAAUAAUCGAAGAUCGCGGGUUCGAAGCGGAGGUUCUAUCGACCGAUUUACCAACUCCAUUGCAAACACCGAGAUUCGAGGCCGAGGGCAGCAAAGAUGAACCGACAACGACCGUCACGACAAUUGCUGUCGAGGGUAUGACUUGUGGGGCGUGUACGUCGGCUAUUGAAGGCGGAUUCGCGGAUGUGACAGGAGUAAAACACUUCAGCAUUUCACUACUCUCGGAAAGAGCCGUCGUAGAACACGAUGCUUCUCUCCUACCACCCGAUCAAAUUAUAGAAAUCAUCGAAGAUCGAGGAUUCGGCGCGACUCUAGUCUCGAGCGAAGAAUCAAAACCGGUUAAGAAAUCGGGAUUGGCCAGUUCGGAAGCAGCAUCAACUCUCGCUACGACUACAGUUGCGAUUGAGGGUAUGACAUGUGGUGCUUGCACCUCUGCCAUUGAGAAAGGAUUUGCUGGUGUUGAGGAUGUACUGCGGUUUAACAUCAGUUUGCUAGCAGAGCGCGCCGUUAUUACACACGAUAUCCUAAAAUUGACCCCGGAAAAGAUAGCAGAAAUCAUUGAAGAUAGAGGUUUCGGCGCCAAUGUCCUAUCAACGUUAGCCGAUAUGUCAGAUCACUCGGGGGGUUCUUCGACGGCUCAGUUCAAGAUCUACGGCGAUCCGGACGCUGCGGCUGCUAAAACCAUCGAGGAUACGCUGCUCGCUCUUCCCGGUGUUAGCUCGGCUAAGCUGAGCACGUCCACGUCUAGGCUAACCGUAUCUCAUCAGCCAAGCCUGACGGGAUUGCGCUUGCUUGUAGAAGAAGUGGAAAAGCUAGGAUUUAAUGCUUUAGUCGCCGACAAUGAUGAUAACAAUGCGCAGUUAGAGUCUCUGGCAAAGACGAGAGAGAUUCAAGAGUGGAGAAGAGCAUUCCAGGUCUCACUAUCCUUUGCCGUCCCAGUAUUCUUUAUCGGCAUGGUUUUCCCUAUGAUGAUUCCUAUCUUGGAUUUCGGUGGCUUAGUACUACUUCCCGGUCUCUUCCUCGGCGAUGUUAUCUGCUUGAUUUUAACGAUACCCAUCCAAUUCGGCAUAGGCAAGCGCUUUUACGUUUCGGCUUUCAAAUCCAUCAAGCACAAGUCCCCAACUAUGGAUGUCCUUGUUGUUCUAGGUACAUCCGCAGCCUUUUUCUUUAGCGUUUUCGCCAUGGCUGUAUCCCUCCUAUUUCCGCCGCAUAAUCGACCGAGCACUAUUUUCGAUACCAGUACUAUGCUUAUCACGUUUAUCACACUCGGUCGAUUCCUAGAGAACCGCGCAAAGGGUCAGACUUCAAAGGCCCUCUCACGGCUCAUGUCCCUAGCUCCAUCCAUGGCCACCAUAUAUGCCGAUCCAAUUGCUGCCGAGAAGGCAGCAGAAGGUUGGGACAUGGCUAAAUCGAAAAAGCCGGAGACCCCAACCCGCGAUGGUAACGCAGAGGAGGCAAAGGUUAUUCCUACCGAACUAAUUUCAGUUGGCGAUAUUGUGAUCAUCCGCCCGGGAGAUAAGAUUCCCGCCGAUGGAACUAUCGUACGAGGUGAAACCUACGUAGAUGAGAGUAUGGUUACCGGAGAGGCUAUUCCAGUCCAGAAACGAAAGGGCAGCAACGUGAUAGGUGGCACUGUCAACGGGCAUGGUCGAGUCGAUUUCCGCGUGACCAGAGCAGGCCGGGAUACGCAGCUGAGCCAAAUUGUCAAGCUCGUGCAGGACGCGCAGACCACCAGGGCCCCCAUUCAGCGGUUAGCCGACACUCUCGCCGGCUACUUCGUACCCACCAUCCUGAUUCUUGGUUUUCUAACAUUCAGCACGUGGAUGGUUCUCAGUCACGUUCUUACCAACCCACCGAAGAUUUUCUUACAAGCUGAAAGCGGUGGCAAGCUGAUGGUCUGCGUCAAACUUUGCAUAUCCGUGAUUGUAUUUGCCUGCCCGUGCGCGCUCGGUCUAGCUACUCCUACCGCGGUUAUGGUGGGUACAGGUGUGGGUGCAGAAAACGGUAUUUUGGUCAAGGGCGGUGCUGCUUUAGAGGCUACGACUAAGAUUACUCAAGUCGUCCUUGACAAGACGGGAACCCUUACGUAUGGCAAGAUGAGUGUUGCGAGCAUCAAGAUGCCAUCCGGCUGGCAGGACAAGGAGUGGCGACGACGUCUUUGGUGGACGAUUGUGGGUCUGGCCGAAAUGGGAAGCGAACAUCCAGUUGGUAAGGCCAUCUUAGCAGCGGCACGGAACGAUCUCGGCUUGGAUCCUGAGGCAGCUAUUGAUGGUAGCAUUGGUGAGUUCAAAGCCGUCGUCGGGCGAGGUAUCAGUGCGCGUGUCGAACCCGCCAGUGCCGAGCGUACCCGUUAUCAAGUGCUUGUCGGGAGUGUUCGUUUCUUGCGAGAAAACAAGGUCGAGGUACCAGAAGACGCAGUUGAGGCUUCGGAAGAAAUUAAUUCCAAGGCAAAUAAGUCGAAAGCUUCUUCUGCCGGAACGACAAACGUCUUUAUCGCUAUCGAUGGUAAAUACGCCGGUCAUCUCUGCCUAGCAGACACUAUCAAGGAAGGGGCUGCGGCGGCCAUUGCGGUUUUACACAGCAUGGGAAUCAAGACCGCUAUUGUUACCGGUGAUCAACUAUCUACUGCGUUGGCUGUUGCAUCGUCUGUCGGCAUCUCGCACGACAACGUGUAUGCUGGCGUAUCUCCAGACCAGAAACAAAGCAUCAUCCAAGAAAUUCAAGACAAGGGUGAAUGUGUCGCCAUGGUUGGUGACGGUAUCAACGAUUCACCCGCAUUGGCCACUGCCGAUGUUGGUAUCGCCAUGUCUAGCGGUACAGACGUAGCCAUGGAAGCUGCGGACGUCGUCCUCAUGCGACCAAACGACCUUAUGGAUAUCCCUGCCGCCCUCCACCUUGCCCGUACCAUCUUCACGCGUAUUAAACUCAACCUUACUUGGGCUUGUAUGUACAACCUCGUCGGCCUACCUUUCGCCAUGGGUCUGUUUCUUCCCAUAGGAUGGCAUCUUCACCCUAUGGCCGCGGGUGCCGCCAUGGCUUGCAGUAGCGUUAGUGUUGUGGUUAGCUCGCUACUUCUGAAGUUCUGGAAGCGGCCUCAAUGGAUGGAGGAAGCUUUGCUUGCGGAUAAGGGUGGGCUUAAGAAGCGCGGCCGCGGUUGGGGCUUAGAUGGUAUUGUCACUAGAGUCCAGGACCUUGCGGGAGGGGUGCUGGGUAGAAGGUCGAGGAAAGACGAAGGAUACGUGCCAUUGGACACGUUGGACCGUCCCGAGGCAUAGUGGCCUUUUUGCAUACGGCGCUAAAAUACCUUUUGGGUUAUUCGGAUCGCGUUUGGAUUUUCAACGGACGCAUUGCAUUAUGGCGUUGAGGAGCGUUCUACUCUAUACAUACACCUACCUAUAUAUAUUCGCUGUUCCCAGUAUUGUUCCCCAUGUUUAUAAAUAAAUUAGGAUAUUAUUUAAACAAUGAAAUUCUCAAAGCCGGGACGGAAUAGGUGCUCAA